This is a messenger RNA of Brassica napus (rape), 458 nucleotides long. RefSeq lists its product as uncharacterized. Bases 1 to 354 code for a protein of 117 amino acids. NCBI's taxonomy places the organism in Eukaryota, Viridiplantae, Streptophyta, Magnoliopsida, Brassicales, Brassicaceae. The transcript has a single exon. The record is from RefSeq and is a predicted model, not a curated record.
AUGUCAAAAAUCUCAAAGGUUUCUUCUUUCUGUUUACUCCUCCUCGUCGUCGUCUUCUUCCUCAGUUCUCAACCUGCACUCUCACUCCGUCUCCCAAAACCGCAGUCAGAACUAGCAUCACCUCAAACCAUGAUCGAUGACUCAUCUCCAAUGGGAAUGAUCGACCAUGCAAAAGCCAUGAUUGCUGGAUUCUUCAGCCACAAGUUUCCACUAAUGGGCUGGCCUUUCCCAAAGUACCCACCCUUCACAAUGGUUAACCCUAACGUUCCAACAAAACCAUCUGGAGCUCAAGAGGAAUCAGAGAAGUUACCUUCUUCCCCAAGCAAACUUAACAAAGAUGGACGAAACGCAUGAAAAUUGCUGUUGGAAACAUUUCUAUGGUUUUACAUUUUCAUUAAAAUAAAGAAAUUGUAUCUUUAACAAUUGAAUGGUAAGAGAAAGAAAAUAUUAUAUAUCUA